Prionailurus viverrinus (fishing cat) is the source of this 5575-nucleotide messenger RNA. RefSeq names its product Yip1 domain family member 1 (gene YIPF1). Bases 161 to 1081 code for a protein of 306 amino acids. Gene Ontology annotation, biological process: vesicle-mediated transport. Lineage: Eukaryota; Metazoa; Chordata; Mammalia; Carnivora; Felidae. The record is from RefSeq and is a predicted model, not a curated record. Gene Ontology annotation, cellular component: membrane; Golgi apparatus. The transcript is spliced from 10 exons. Gene Ontology annotation, molecular function: small GTPase binding.
UCCGCCCCCCCGGAUCUCCGGCUUCCGGCAACUCGACUGGACCUGAACCUGCCUGGUACUACUGAGGUUGGAGUCUCCCCCCCGGACCAGCUGGACGCCGAGCCCCUCGAGACCUCUGCAAAAUUUCUUCUUAAUAAUUGGGAGAAGACCCGCUGGCUGGAUGGCAGCUGUAGGUGAUUUGCAGUUUGAAGAAUUUGGUAACGCGGCCGCUACUGCAGCAGAAAACCCAGGUGCCACCACGAUAAGUAUUGAGGGUCCUGGUGAAAGCCCGACGCAUCAAGCAGGACUCCCAAGAGGCUCCGGGGGAGAAGAGGAUGAUGAGUUGCUGGGAAACGAUGACUCUGACAAAACUGAGUUACUUGCUGGCCAGAAGAAAAGCUCCCCCUUCUGGACAUUUGAAUACUAUCAGACAUUCUUUGACGUAGACACUUACCAGGUCUUUGACAGAAUAAAGGGGUCCCUUUUGCCAAUACCAGGAAAAAACUUUGUGAGGUUAUAUAUCCGCAGCAAUCCAGAUCUUUACGGCCCCUUUUGGAUAUGUGCCACAUUGGUCUUUGCCAUAGCAAUUAGUGGGAAUCUUUCCAACUUCUUAAUCCAUCUGGGAGAGAAGACAUACCAUUAUGUGCCCGAAUUCCGAAAAGUGUCCAUAGCGGCCACGGUCAUCUAUGCCUAUGCUUGGCUGGUUCCUCUCGCACUCUGGGGUUUCCUCAUGUGGAGAAACAGCAAAGUUAUGAACAUCGUUUCCUACUCGUUUUUGGAGAUUGUGUGCGUCUAUGGAUAUUCGCUCUUCAUUUAUAUCCCCACAGCAGUGCUGUGGAUUAUCCCCCAGAAAGCUGUUCGUUGGAUUCUAGUCAUGAUUGCCCUGGGUGUCUCAGGCUCUGUCUUGGCAAUGACAUUUUGGCCAGCUGUUCGUGAGGAUAACCGGCGCAUCGCACUGGCCACAAUUGUGACAAUUGUGUUGCUUCACACGCUGCUUUCUGUGGGCUGCUUGGCAUACUUUUUUGAUGCACCGGAGAUGGACCACCUCCCCACAGCCACAGCUGCUCCAAACCAAACAGUUGCAGCAGCCAAGGCCAGCUGAAAAGGAAACCUUGUUGACCCCAUUGUAUAGAUGAGGAAGAUGGACUUAAGAAGUCUGAGUUGACUAACUUCACCUAUCUCUUAGAGGCAGAGCUUGGACCCAAACUCAUGUAUUCUGAAGCCAAUUUUGGAGGUUUUUCUGAUUUCCUACCUUGAAGGCUGAUGUUGUUUUUAUUAAUAAAACUUCCAGGCUCCCACUGCUGGCUUUUGGCCUCUUUUUUGGAGCCCUCCUUUGAUGGUCUAGAGAUGCUUCAGUUCAUAGAAUCCAUACUUGUUUGAUUGCACAACCUAUCAGUUAAGAAUUUAAGAAUGUGAGGGCUGUAUUAAUUAUCUAUGGCUGCCUUACGAUAUUACCUCAAACCUAGCACCUUAAAUGACACUCAUUUAUUAGUUUGCGGUUUCUGUGGGUCAGGAAUCUAGGCAUAGCUUAGGUUAGUUCUCUCCUUCAGGUUCUCUUACAGGGCUGUGCUCAAAGUGUUGGCCUGGGCUGGGGUCUCAUCUGAAAGCUGGACUGGGGAAAGAUCUUCCUCCAAGCUCACAUGGUUGUUUGCUGGAUUCACUUCCUUGUAGCCUGUUGACUGAAGGCUUCCUUGCUAAUUGUCAGCUGGAGGCUGUCCCCAGUUUCUUGCCACAUAGGCCUCUCCAUAGGCUCACCAGCGUCAUCAAAGCUGUAAAUGGAGAUAAUCGACAGUCAGGAAGACAGAAGAUCUAUAACAUAAAAUAACCAUAGAAAUGAUAUCUAUCACCUUUGCUGUAUUCUUUUGAUUGGAAGCAAGUUACAAGUCUUGCUCAUACUCAAUGGGAGGGGAUUAUACAAAGGCAUGAAUACCUGGAGGCAGGGAUCAUUGGAGGGCAUUUUAAUUUUAUUUUAUUUUUAACCUUUAUGAAGGAAUCAUUAACAAAUAAGAUGAUACAGGUAUUUAAAGUGUACAUCAUGAUGAUUUAAUAUACGUGUACAUUGUAUGGAGGCCAUUUUGCUCUCUGUCUGCCACAAGCACAUACUCUAGUAAUAUGUGUGUAGGUGUUUACGUAUUUUGUUGUCAAUCCAUACAGUAACUAUUAAAGUGUAGUUUCUUCUUUUUUUGAUGAAAAAUAGAUAUUAAUAGAAGUUCUAACAUUUUUCCUCCAUUACCUCAGUGGGUUGUUUUUGCAGCCCACCGCCUUAGAAUGAGCAUGUGGUAGCUUGUUUGCCUCAUGGUUUGAUUGUCUACACAUUUGUUCAGCUCCUCUUGCAGAUGGAUUUCAUUGACUGUUGCAGAGAAGGCCCUAGGACAAGGCGGGUCUCUUCCUGAGAUUGAGUUUCAUGGGGAAAAGACAGUCUAAUUGGACUUGAACUCCCCAGUGCUUGGCCCAAUGCCUGCCUGGCACAGACAGAGCGAGUGCUCAGUCAGAGUUGGGUGGUUGGAGGUGACCCUUUGUAAGAUUAAGGCAAGAGUGGGAUGUGGGCUUUUACCAGAGGUGUCUUGGCUCACGGAGUUCCAGACAUCAUUUACUCUGUCGCUCAGUGUUUACUUGAGGUGACUCUGUGGUCCCCCAUGGACCAGGCAUUGGGGACCUAGAGAAUCAGAUGCAGUCUUCCAUGGGGAGCCUCGGUCCAUGGGUAAAAUAGCUAAACAGAUAAUAAGCAGAUUAUGUGAGCAGUGCCCUACCCAAAUUGUGAAUUGAUGAGCGUGGUGGGAGCACAGAAGCACUGAUUCAUUUGGCCUGAGGGAAGGCUUCGCAGAAGGGAUCUUGUUUGAGUCUGGCCCUGAAGGUUGAGCAGAAGCAAUCAAUUACCUGUUUUUCGGAAGAGUGGUCAGCUUCCCAUGGCAUUUGGGAAGGUGAGGUCAUAGGUUGUUCAUUGGGACACAAUGAUGCGAUGUGGGCUCACCUCACUGGGAAUAAGAAAAUCUGAGCUCAGCUGGAGGAUAGAGGUAGAGACCACAAGGGCAACAGUUGCUUGGAUCUCUUUGCCUUGGUUGAGAAUACUUGAUACCAGCCUGGGUGAGGGGCUCUUUCAGCCUGCUCUUGCAUUAGGACUUGAGUUCCUUCCUUAUAUUUUAUUAUGAAGGCUCCGACUAAUGUCCCAGGUGCUAUAAACCUUCAGAGAGUCAGAAACUGGCAUCUGAGAAAAGCCUGGACCCUAGGACCUUUGCAGACCUCCCAUCCUGAUUUAUACAAAUUUGACACCUUUGGGCUUUGCUCAGAUCUAUAAACUUGGGUGUCAGUGUCUCCAUUUGGCCUCACGUCUACAAAUGAGAUAGUGAUGAACAGUUUCUUUGGAGCUUCCCUGGCAGAAGCAUCAAUCGCUUUGCCAAUGAGGGGUCUGUCUAGAGCCCCAGGCACUGUAGAUUUAUGUGCUGGCUGCUUUCUACUGUAAUCUUAAGCCUCCCAGCUUUCACUGAAAAAGAAUGGCUUCUAAUCUCACAGAUAACCUUCCUUAUAUAAAUCUGUGCAUUGGAGGGCUUAGCAUAGCAUGGAUUAUGGGAAGAGCUCUGUCUGGAAACUCAGGAUCACAGAAGAGCUUCUGAUUACUUGUGAUCAGAGAAAUUACCCCUGUAUAAGUCAUUGAGAUAUUAUAGAGAAUAUUUGGCUUUCUUCUUCCCUCCUUUCCUUCCUUCUUUCCUUUGCUCUUUCCUUCCUUUUUAAAAAUUAACUUAUCACCUGAGGGCCAGUGCCAUUUCUUCUCUGAGCCAAGACCCUGGGGAAGCCUAGAAACUACCUUGGGAGUCUUACUUUGGCUUGUGGGAGGGAGUUUCUGAAGGACCGCAUUCAGACGGGGGCUGCCUUCCCGGGAGCAGUGAUAAGUGGGUCUGUGUGGAGGAAGGUGGCCAGCAGAUAAUUAUACUGCAGUGUGAUGGGGCUUUAAUAAAAGAUGAGAAGAGGACUGGAGAAAAUUCCUUUGUCAUUAAAACCCUCCUGAUUUGAUACCUAGGGUUUAUGUGCAAUUAUCCUUUCACUCACUUGGGUCAGGAGUGUUCCUUUGGUCAACUAAAGCUACAAACCCUUUUGCUAUGUUUAUACACAUCAGUUCCAUUCUGAAAUCAGCUUUAACCCAGUGCUAUCAUCCUCUUUAACACAGCAUCCAAACAGCAGGACUUUAUACCACGGCUAACACUGUUUUCUACCAGCCCCUUAUUUUCUACACCAUGUCUGAAAAGUCCCUGCACAGAGAAUCCAUUUUCAGUUUCUGCACUAUUUCUUCAUUGCUCUUCUUCCUGGUUCUCUUUCUUUGGAGUCAUUUGGGGGAACUUGGGUUGGAGAGUGGGCCAACACAAUAACUUCUUAUUCCUUUUUAAACUUAUUUUGUGGAAAGUCUUUAAACACAGGCAAAAGUAGAGUGAACAGUAUAACGAAUCUCCACAUACCCAUGGCUCACUUUCCACAGUUUGUCAGCUUGUGGUCAGCCUUAUUUCACCCACACACUCAUCUAGUCCCUCCUAUUCAUUUGAAGCCAAUCUCAGGUAUCCUAUUAUUUGAUGCACAAAUAUUUAAAUUCUGAAUCUAUAAAAGAUACUUUUAAAAACAUGACCAUAACACCAUAGUCACAUCUAAAAAAAAUGGUAACUCCUUAAUGCAGGCAUACCUCCUUUUUACUCAGCUUUGCUUAUUGCUUCACAGAUACUGUGUUUUGUACAAAUUGAAGGUCUGUGGUAGCCAGGUCUAUCGGCACCAUUUUUCCAAAAGCAUUUGCUCACUUUGUGUUUCUGUGUCACGUUUUGGUAAUUCUUGAAAUAUUUUAAACUUCUUCAUUAUCGUUAUGUCUGUUAUGGUGAUCUGUGAUCACUGAUCUUUGAUGUUACUUACUAUUGUAAUUGUUUUGCGGUGCUAUGAUCUACGCCCAUAUAAGAUGGUAAACUUAAUCAGUAAAGGUUAUGUGUGUUCUCACUGCUCCAAUGACUGGCCAUUCCCCCAUCUCUCUCCCUCUCCUUGGGCUUCUCUGUUAAAGACACAAUAGUAUUGAACUUAGGCCAAUUAAUAACCCUACAAUGACCUCUGAGUGCUCAAGUAAGAAGAGACACACGUCUGUCACUUUAACUCAAAAGCUAGAAAUGACGGGUGCCGGGGUGGCUCUGUCGGUUAAACAUAUGACUUUGUCUCGGGUCUCGUUCUCACUGUUCGUGAGCUCGAGCCCCGCAUCAGGCUCUGUGCUGACAGUGCUGGGCCUGCUUCUGAUUCUCUGUCUCCCUCUCUCUCUUCUCUCUCUCAAAAUAAAUAAAUAAACGUUAACACAAAACAAAACAAAAGCGAGAAAUGACUGAGCUUAGUGAGGAAGGCAUGUCAAAAUCUGAGAUAGGCCGAAAAUUAGGCCUGUUGUGCUGGUUAGCCAAGUUGUGAGUGCAAAGGAAAAGUUCUUGAAGGGAGUAAAAAGUGCUACUCCAGUGAGCACAUGAAAGAUAAAAAAGUAAAACAGACUUAUUGCCGAUAUGGAGAAAGUUUGAGUGGUCUGGAUAGAAGACCAGCCACAACAUUCCCUUAAGCCAAAACCUGAUCAAGAGCGUGGCCCUAACUUUCU